Spirometra erinaceieuropaei is the source of this 21115-nucleotide messenger RNA. The record is from the annotation of a GenBank genome assembly. Lineage: Eukaryota; Metazoa; Platyhelminthes; Cestoda; Diphyllobothriidea; Diphyllobothriidae.
AUGACUGUCCCCGGCGGUCAAAUCGAUCCUUCGGCUCGUCUGAAGGAGGCUAUGAUGAAAGAUGAGUCAGCCCGCACGUCUGUUACCCAGAAAACGCAGAAUGUGAGGCUAGCCAGGUAGGUUGGCCGUUGCUGGGUGUGGCAUGUGUCAACAGCAAACACACGGGCGUCGUGCUGUUCCUCCCGCGGACUGGAGAGAACAAAGGCGUCAGCAGCCCGCAUAACUGCUCAUCCGCCAAUUCCUUUUAGAAUGCCAGUCUCUCGCGUGCCAUCUCUCGUGAGCAGGCGAUCGGUGGGUGCAAUGUCUCCACCGACUGCCGGCCCAGCAUGUGCUGGCAGUGCCGCGUUUCGGGCCACGAGGCCUCGAUGGCGGCGGCGGCGGCGGCGGCAGCAGUGUUUCUCGAUGGCGGGCGGAAACGUCGGCUAACCUGCUGCUGCUGGCUGAGAUGGUGUUCCGUCUGAGUGCGGGGAUGUGCGCACGUGAUUACGACAGGCAAGUUCAGAGGGAAUGUGCUGUGCGUGAGUUGAGGCCUGAAUCAACCUGACAUGAAUGCGAUGUCGAAUGAUCACUGGUGCCGUCCUGGAAACUGCCACAUUGACAGCGGGGCAGCUGGCUUCCGGCUCUGCGUAUCUAGCAGAAGAUUCGUGGCGCGGGCGAUGACACCUGCGGCAAAGGCCAUAUCGAUGCCGGGAUAUCUAAUCACGUUCUGAUAGCGUCCAUCGCAUGUGGAGUUUGGAGUCGGGCCCUGUAAGAUUGUGUCUCCAAUUCGCAAAUGAUUUACCACAAUAAAAGUAAUUGUCAGAUGGAGUAGAGUUGGUUACCCCAGUUGACCUCCCUAAUGCCUAUAAGAGAUCUCCCAUCGCUGCCUAUAAGAUCCACAGCAACACAGACCAGCAUUCAAGUGAAUAAUUCCAGAAAUUAUUCAGUGCAGGACGCGGAGUUAAGUCUCCGGGACAUGACUUUUUAGGGUCAGAACCGAAAUCUCAAUGAAUAUUCGAGUCGAAGACAAUCGACUACUGUGGAAUAACCACUUAGUGUCCAUUCUAUAAACAAGUAGUACUACUAGUAGUAUGACAUAUGUGUGACAAACGUAUUAUACCGUACUCGGACAUAAGUACUAACCAAGAGCCCAUUCACAUACACGCAUAGGCGCUAAAAUCAGCGCGAACAAAUGCACACACUGGGCCUGGAAACAGCAGCAGCCCGACGCACACACAUACACGCAAACAGAAGGGCUAUUGCGACCAGUUGACCACGCCACAUCCUUCGAGGACUGCAUAAGCAGCCGGGAGUACGGUAUAGUACGUUCGCCAGACUAGCAUUCAGUUAGCAAAACCCUGUCAACUAGCGACCAGAUCGCCCUAAACUGCCUGUUCUCACGAAGUUUGAUUGAAGUGGAGAUGGCGUUACCACUGAGGGCUAGCCGAUUUGCUGGGCUGAAAGUCACACCAAAUGUUGACCUGCGCCAGUGGGUUCUUUCACCCUGACCCCCUCCUGAUGCCCUACUCCCGUCUGGGACUCCAGGAAGUUUUACACGACAAUUCGACCGUCGAUUCCGACGACGUCCACCCCGUGCUGCACAGCAAGGCGCAGCAGGCACGGUGACUGGCCUACAUAGCACUGCGACCGCAGCCUGACAAGCGCUUCAACUGGCGACGAGAUUAGAUGAAGGGCAACCGGCGAGUCUCUUCACAGCCUGUGAAUACGUACGCAAGGCUUAGCGCGUCUUAAAAUAAGCGAAGGGUUAUCCGUGUUGUGGCGACCCUAGUCGUCGGGGUACUGCGCCAGGGUCAAUUUCCAGUCGUAUUGACCCGGUCUUGUCAGUGGAACUCAAUGAGUGUUGGGCGAGAGAGUGGUAUCGAUACUGUCAAGGCCUCUGCCGCUACAAAAAAAUCAGUACGCAACUCAUCGAUGUUUCUUCGGUGUAGGGAAGGACAUCGGUAAGAUGUCGUUAUGCAGUCCCAUCUGAUGAGCACAAUACUGUUGGGGUGGGGUUAGGAUUAGGGGUUAGGACAAACGCGCAUUCCCAAUAGCGUUUAUUUUGCAUACAACUACUUGGCCUCGUCGCCUGUGCGUUCUCCGGCCCCACCUGUAAAAACCCUUAUUACCACCAGUCCCGUAUUACAGGUGACUGAGGUUUGUUUACUUCAGGUGGGGCUACAUAACCACACCUGACCAGGACAUCGCUGGAAGGAGGGGUGAGGUCGAUAGAUCUGCCGAUGCAUACUGUUUGCAACUACUUCUGCGCUUAAAGCAACAUUCCCCAGCACUGUGAACUACCGUUUUUUCUGCUCCAACCAGCACCCAGCUCCCACUGAUACAGUUUUUUGCCCAACAGGAAUAAAAACAGCGGCAAAGAGAACAAGGUAAUAUACGGAUGUAUUCCUUGCCGCGACAACUGUCCACUCAGGUCCCCAAUCUCGUGGAGAAACAGGAUCACAAAUGCGUGCUUUUUAAAGUAAAAACCGUUAGCUUGGCCAAACCCCUACUUUCUACUUAAAAUCUUACAUCCUGGGAUAUUAACUUAUGCAGUCCCCAUCAGUACUUUGGCGGAAGAUCACCAGUAAUAAAUCAAUGAUGGUAAAAUGAGGCUUAAUUGAUGGGGCCUUAGAAACCCUACCGUUUCCUGAUCAGUUGUCCGGCCCUUCCGAAAGUGGGCAUGCGGACUUCUCCUUAGAAGACCGGGGGGGGGGGGGGGGGGUUAAAUUCAGCAUUACAUAAUACGUCGAAACCUACACCCUGCGUUAAAAUGAUUUUCUGGCUUGCUACAUAAUUUUCAAUCUUACCGUCUGCUCUUUUGGAAGGCUUCAUCCGAAUAACCCCUUCUACCACUAUUCUUGCAUUAGAAACGGUCUUGCAUCAAAAUGCUAGGACGAGGGGGUGUAUGUAUUAAUAGCUCACCUAAACCUCUAACCCAGAAAAAGACGAAAUCAACUCCUGAGGGACUGGCGACAUGCAUGUCUUACCAAGUACCACCGAGACUGUCUUUCUCAGGCGUCUCUUUAUCCUAGCCAAUCAGCUGUCUUUUAAAAGAUGCUCAGUCAUAUUUCGAGAUGCUGGGUCGAUGACUAAUUCGAGUGAGGAAAGAAGAGUGCCUGGAUGGGUAAUUUAUUAUUUUGAGUUUUCGGACUGAUUAUUGGAUCCACUGCCAGUGGUAAGCAGAGCUUGCACUUUCUUCGUCCUCCUCUUCAACGGGAGGACCUCCUGGGGAGCACAACUCAUUACCAAUUCAUGACUGCUAAGAUUGGAUAAGUUGGCGCAAAUGAAUGCUUAUACAGAUGGAUAUGUGGAUGGUUUAGUGGGAAUGCUAGUUGGUCGAAAAGACCAGUUGAAAUGAGGGGGCCGGGAGGAAAGGGAGGGAAACGGUGAGAUGGGGGGACCGCUGGAAGGGAGGGCAGGGGAUGACGUCCUGUUUGUCGGGCCGAUUACCUUCGAAUGUGGCUUUUCGCAAAGGUAAUCACAUUUUCAUCAACACUACUUCUCUAAUUGUUCCCACUGUUGCUUAUAAUUUCACCAAUAUUUGCGUGAGCAUUCUUUGACACUGAGAGGUAGAGAAAAAAACCGGCCGCAGUACAGUUUUAUUAACCAGAAGGAAUGCGAGAACCACCUGGAUUUUGCAAUAUUCACAACCUUGUCCUUUUCGAGUCUCCAGUCUUGUGAAAUUGAGUAGCCUUUGUCGACAAAGACAGGGAUACUAGGACCGCAAUUUCUGACUUAUUUGUCGUUAUCAACCAAUGUUAACCCAACCGAAGACUGCAUACCUGAGAUCUGAACCCCGGGUCAGUUGGUCAUCGUGCAAGGCCCGCACCACUAUGCCACACGAAGUGGCGUGCGCCGAUCUCUCCGGAUUUUACGACGGCCAUAGGCACUUCCGUCUUGCUUUGGAGUUGUUGGUCCAAAGUUUACGCAGGCGGUCAAAUGACGAUUAGCAAGCGGCAAUUGAGAUGUUUCUGAAACCUCUCAGAUGUCUUUUGCUUCUGUCUCAGAAUAGAGUUUUUCUCUGUCCAUGAAGUCUGACAUGCACAAUUUCCCUCUCCUUUUCAUUGUUAUCAGUGCAUAAUACUUCUUUGAGGAUUCACGCACGUGGGAAUCGCUCGGUGUGCGAUCGGGUUGCUGGGACAAGCUCAAGCGUGCGAUUCCAGUUGGUUUACAUCGGUAUACCUGCUGUCCGACAUUGAGAUAGUUUCUGAAAGUCGCUCCUGACAUCAAAUCGCUUCUUUUCGGGGUAUUGGAAGUCGAUUCAACCUCCCUUGAGGUGUACCACAAAUGCCUGAUGACUUCUGUUAAAAGUGAGACCUAGUUAACCACACUUCAAUGUAGGCAGUAAUUUAGAGUUUGUAACAGUGGAAGACAACAGCAGCAGAGAAGAUGAGUCGAUGGCCGGAAAAAGUAAUUGUGGCUGUGGGGGUUUUCGGAUCCGAGCAGCGGCCCAAUAUCAGUGGCAGCGAAGAAACAGCAACAAAUAUGGUGCUUUUUAUGGUUUCUCAUUGUGCUUCGACUGCACGCGUCCUUUGACGGGUGGCGCCAUCUGACGGUGUGGUGUACAGGGGGGGGCAGGUCGAUGUGCCGGUUUGCGAGGUUGCUUUCCGAAAUUCAGGGCUCCCACCUGGUUUUGUUACCGAUCUGCGCCAUUGUUCGUGCAGUCAAAUUCACAUGCCGGUCUGGACAGCGUCUUUGGGCAGUUGGCCACCCCCACUGAACCGCCCGUUUGCGCUUGUGUGUUGAUCCUCCAUGCGAUCCGACUGACGUGAACAGUCACGGCAUUGGAUUUGGCAAAUGACAAGAGACUGCUGACCUGCGUUCGGUGAACCCUUCAUCGACAUAAUUUCGAAUUUCGCUUCUGUUGACUCAGCCCCGGCACGGGUUUGUAGGGGUCGAACGAGUACAAUGAUUUAUUCGGUGUUUGGCCCACCUUCCUGUCAACAAGAAUCCAAGACUUGCAUUUUCGCCUCUGCUCAUGUAAAAGACAGUUGUUGUCAAAGGCCGUCCUCGUACAUUAGACAAUUGUUUAUGCCCAUACGAUCGCCGGGCGAAUGGGUUGAAUCUGCAACCGCACAUUUGACCUCUGCUCCAACCACUCAGGCGAUCGGAUCUCGCACCGGACGAUGUUUAUGUUUCAGACCGUUUGAUAUAACACUGCGCAGUCGGCAGCCGGAUAAUGAUGAUGAGAUGAAAGAUGUCGCUUCUGGGACAGCUGAAAUUCUUUAGUCAGUGGACCAGGAGAAUUAUGUGCUCUUAUUUAGUGUCUAGGGUAGGGCAUGGGCAUGUUUACCUACUAGAAUUAUCUUCCUACAAAGUGCCUUUUAAUGCAUUAAGGCAAGCACGCGACGCAAAUAUGGUUGUCGCCUUUAUUUAAGAACACUUCGUUUAAUCCUCUAAAAGACCCCCAUUAGUCCCGUUCCUGUAUUACCGGCGACUUUGCCAUGGUUAAGGGGGAGGGGAGAGGAAGAUACCUAUCCGUGUCGGCCGAGUUCAGAAAAGGCAAAAUUGAAAAGCCGGCUGGCUUUUUAAAUUGAGCCACCAUCCCCUUCCUCCCUUAACCCAUAAACUCCUCUCCGCCCUACCAUAAGAAAAUUUGUUGCUUGGCCAUUUGCAUUUUUUCUCUUGUUUAUUGGUGUUAAUUAGUGAUAUCGACUACGCCCAUGCGCGCUUGAAGUAAGUAAAACCCGUAUUUUCUCCCUGUUUUGGAAAGAGAUUAUUUUCUUGAAGAUUUCGUCCGUUUUAGGAUGAAAUCGUCACACUCACCCAACCUAAAUAGCCCCAAUAUUCUCUUUUGAAAAUAAACUCAAACCAGCCCUAAUUUUUGGUCUAAAACUUUAAAAAAGAAUUCGCAUUAGUCCAAGAGUCUGUAGGCCUUGGUUUCGGAGGAGAUUACUCAACUGGCAUCUGUUCCAGGUCACUUACGGAUCAUUAAAUCAAAUCUGUCCUACUUCUCCCCCAGCUCGAUUUGCUGACCCCAAGCCCAGAGUUCAGGUUUUUACAGUCAAACAUUAAGUGAGCAUGCGUUGCGUUCAGUGAACCUGUCUCUCACACUGCAUUUCGCGUCACCUCUUCCCGAUGCGCCUAUCUAACUGGUAUUUAUUUCAAACUAACGAUUUACCGAACACGUUCUGAACAAGAUGCUAGAUUUCACCCAACUUCCAAGUGUAGCCUCUGGGCGUCUCCACAGUUGCAUUCGGCUACCAACACCGAAGGGAUUUGUUUCCGCUCAUCGGCGCCGUUGGCACGAUGCAUCUAGGUUUUCCGUAUGUUCUUGCCUAUAGUCUUGUUAAGCCGAGCUGGUCGACGGGUCGACCCGUUGACACCCAAAUAGCGCCCCAGAGAUGACCUGCCAACGUUUUGCGCUGAUUUGGUGCAAAUCUCUCUCUCACAGUUACAUGCCUUUUCCUAGUCCGGAGUUAGCUGACGUCUCUACAGGCCGGAGGGCGGGGAGUGGGACGAAGUUCAGAUUCGAGAACACAGCACAGGAAGAAGCAGAUUUACUAGCGCCAGUCAGUCAGAUUUGGUCGCUUGGCCAGCCCGUGUUGGUAUGCCAUUCCUGUCUGAAUUCUCCAGCUACCUUCUAGAGUUAAAUAAUAAUUUUAAUUCUUUUUGCAAAGUUAGGAAUCCUAAUUAUCCUCAGUUUCCCAUGCUUUUCUGCAAAAUUGGAGGACAAAUAGUUUUACACAUGAAUGACUAUUCAUAGAAUUGUCUUCGGAAUUCUCCAAGGAAUGGUAGGAAUAUCGCAGGAGCAACCUACAACACCACUUCCGGGAACCUUAAUUAGGCUUUAGACUGUAAACCACUACUGUGUUUUCCAACUACGCAAACUGACACGCUUUUGCCCAUAAUUCGGAGAAGGAAGAAGAGUUUUUUGUCCACUAAGAAGGGCAUCCCACUUUCUACACUGUGUAACAUAGGCAUCCUUCUUGAUCACCGGAAUAUUAAGCGUCGCUUUUGCUCCAGCUAUUUACUUUUGUUUUACGGUCUCCGAAGGACAUACUAGCAGUAGGAAAUUAUGAUUAUGUUCGCAGGAAAAUAUUGUCCUUUCAGUUUCCCCGGUAGUCUGUGUCAGGAAACUUAUGGAGGCUGAGGUAUCAAACCCUCUAAACUGGCAAUAGGACCAAAAGCAAGGCUGGCUGCUUUUAGCAGUGUGGGGCCACGAGCCAACAACGACUAGAACUCGUUUCGCGCUGUCGAGUAAACAUGCCGGUGGGACUUAUGACUUGGUCAGUUUCCAGAGUCCUACUGUAGCGAAUCGCGUACCGGUCUCGUCCCGACGAUCGAUAUGACGCUUGUGUGUGUAUCAAUCGAAGGUACUUGGGGUUUGACACACUUGGGGACAUCAAAAUCCAACUAAUGUUCCCCUCUCUGUGGGCUUUUAGCACAGAGUCCUGUGUACUGUGCGAACUUAACUUUAUCGAACGUAUUAGUACAAAUGCAACUGACAGGACAAGUUUUGCUUAAAAAUGGGAAUGCCUUCAUUUUUUGGGAUAGAGGAUGGAGAGCAAUGGAUGAACUUGCGAGAUUGCAGGAAGAACAACUAUGUUGAGAAGGUAACAGACGGGAAGUUGUCAGCAAGAACCCAUUCUUGAAGUGAGUCAUCCAACACACAAAAACACUUUUUGAUAGGCAACAAAUGGGUGAAUAGGCGAUAAAAGGAAACUGGGAGAUUUCAGUCAUCGCCCCGACUUCCCCCAGGACGCCGGAUUGUUUAGGAACGUUUCUUGCAGUCCAACAGAGCAAUGCCUGGUGGAAGGAAUGCCGACAUGGAUGAGGUGGACUACUGGUCAUUUCCGGCUUAUUUAUUGUCACCAGGCCAUUACAGAGCAGUGCCUAGCCAGAAAGACCUAUAGUUUAGGUGUGGGCCCGGUUGGUUAAUGAGCGUACUGUCUCCUGUUCGCGGCUACCGUGCGUGAGAGUAUUGUGUUUGUUUCCCACUUUCAUCCUAUCCGCCGUCCAUACCAACGUCAACUGGACUAAUUAUUAGUUUUAAUCUGCAGAUUAUCCGUACUAAAUACAUCUUCUCACGGGAAGAAUUAUGUUAUAAACAUUCGAAUUCCUCCCUCAUCGAGUCGGUGGAGAACACAGGAGUUCCAGCCCGGCAACGGUAGGGUGGAGGAUCCUACAUCACUGUCGGUAGACUGUGGACCAUAUCAAAAAUUAAACAAAGAUUUUGAGUAAUGGUUUGGGAUAGUGGGAAGUAAUUGUUGUUCGCAGUAUAAUAUCUGCAACGGCCUACAAAUGGAUGUCAAGAUGAAACCCCAUACAACACGAUCCACAGUCAACCGACAGUCAAGUGGGGUCCCUUACCCUACCGGUGCCGGAUAAAAAUGAAACUAUGCCUUAAUUUAGAUGAUUAUUGCAGUGAUCUCAGUGUUUUUCUUUUUUUACUAAACGGGAUAAAUGCGUGCUUCAUUCAAACAAUAUGGGGACGUUGAAUAUGCAAUAAUCCGGCAACGGUAGGAGGUUUUGUCUUGGUAUCCAUGCGUAGGCCGUUGCAGACAUUACAGUGCAAACAACAAUUAUUUCCCAUGAUCUCGAACCAUUAGUCAAACUCUCCUAGUUUUCGAAACUUGCUCUUUUUGUUUUUUCUUGCACUUCGUCAGCCUACCGCCUGGCGCACUGCCCCACCCGUAAAACCCACAUUAUCAUUAUUCCCGUAUGACAUGAUACUCAGACUACCGACAGUGAUGUGGGGUCCUUCAUCCCUCCGUUGCCGUCGUUGAGUAGCGAGUGUGCCUCAAUAAGGGGGCCUUCAGCCGUGCGGUUGCAGUGGAGAAAAUCUUGAAAUCAUCAGUGUCCAUCUGGUGUCGCUAAAUUGUAGCCCGAAGGAGUGAGAAGUCAGGUUCUCCGUUGCAGUUUUUAAACCGGAACUGUGCCAUGGAACCGAAGGGGAUUGGCAGACUGAAGGUGACCAAAGGAAGGCCAUAUCUCUGACGUCAGCACUCCUGCUCAAACUCGCGCUCUAUUAACCACUGCCGAUCUGCGCGGUCGGUUGACGCCUUACUGCUGUUCUUUCAAACUCCAGGAAACGCAAUUAAUAAUUCCGUGGUUGAAGUCUCCCCAACAGGAAUUAGAAAGGAAGUACUGAUCGACUGAUGUCUUUUUACGGGAAGUAGCAUUUCCUGUAGCCUACUUUCUGCCCACAUUCUCAGUCCAAAGAAGGAAAUGUGGACGGAUGAAACUACUUAAUUAAUAGUUUCUCAGAAUGAUAUGUAUUCCAUGCAAGCUUGGAAUCAGAAUGUAAUGCAUGUCAAGACAGUGAUUAUAAUGUACAGGGGCAGUAUUCAGCAACGGUUUGAAAUACACCCUUACCAACUGAGCAUUACACUGAAAGUCUUGGGAGGCGGAGGAGGAGGAGUGUUCCCGUAAACGCCCAGUUUUAACACCGCCUCAUGAUGACGUACCUGACUGAACUCUUUUUUUCCUCCGUAUUUCCGACCCCAACAUCCCACCUUCUCUUCCUUCGUCCCUCCCCCCCCCCCAGUGCCUAGUCCUCAGGACCUUUUCUGUGGGACUGUAGUAUUUCCUGUCAAAACGAAAUGUACUAACUAGGAUGUUGGGGUAGGCUAAGAGAGAGUGCUUUAGCUUGACUGUGAAAAGUUAAGGCUUUGAGUCGGAGCUUCGUAGCUCAGGCGGUAAGAGCAUUUGCUGUACUAAGACUUUGCUGGGGGUUCGAAUCCCACGGGGCCGCCGAGUUUUUCACAAGUGGAUAGUCAUCUAGAAUAAAUCAAAUCUGCGAAACCGCAAACGAAGGUUUGUUUUCUUGAAGCGUUCUACUUGGGUGGCCUUUUUGACCCUGUAUGGUCGGUCAGUCAGUCAACCUCAGAGCCCGGAAGUCGAAUAAUUCCGUCUGUCUGGCCUGCUUUUUCUCGGACCUCCAGUCUGUCACACCCACUGAAUUAACAAAACGACUAGCGGGGAUGCAGAACGAACAUAAGCAGAGAAAAGAGAGACUAGGAUUUUCAUUUCUGGCUUAUUAGCCGUCGUCAGCCGGUCAUACUCAACCCAAGAUUUUUGCAGGAUCUCGGAUUCCCACCUGGAUUCCCUGGUCAUUGAGUGCUUUUACAUUCAACAUUCUACUAAUGAGCCACAGGCCGGUUGUCCUGUCGGCUGUGCUCGACCUAUGGCACAUUAAUUCUUUCUUUUCUUUGGCACCCCUAAUCCCACAUCCUGCCGUUAGUUACUGCAAUAUCCGAAUGGUACAUGAGUACCUCCCUAACACUGGGCAAAAUGCCUUAACCGAGUGAGGACUUUUCGGUAGUCUUUUGUAGAAUAAUUUUAAACUGCAAUUUUAUCCGCCCUUAGGGCUGAGCAGGGAAAAAAGGGAUACGCCCACAGCCCUGGAGUUAAAAUAACCACGGAAACAUAGAAACUUUCAAUUCUGUGUAGAAAUAUUUCAAGGAAGAAGUAGUGAUUUGCUGGAUGUAUGAAUCUUUUGGUUUGGCACCGGACCUCCGCCUGAUUGCGCCAGAAUUGCCAAAAGUCGCGUUGUAAGUUGGACAGAAAGCGACUGGAUCUCCCAACACUAUUACUUCCUCUGCUGUUGUUAAAAUACUAUUGUCACAAUUUCCGCCUUUCUUCCGCUAUUAAUACUCGUUUAUCAUGGAAAUUAGGACCACUUUAUCCACGGGAUUACCAUUGCCAUCAUAAUUAAUAUUGAUUGCACAACAAUUUUCAUGACUGUCUAUACGUUUGCUAGCAUUUUUGCCUUUGUAAUAUUGAUUCGGUUAGGUUUACCGAUAUUUCUGUGAGAGCUAGGACAAAACAAGGAAAAUCAUCGGCUGUUAGCGCCAUUAAUGUCGUUGCUGUUUACUUAAUGGCUCACAUUUCGCGUACAGUGCCCCAAUAGGUGGGCCUACUAGCGAUUUUUUGAGCGGGAAUAAGUUAAUGAUGAGACAGACGCUCGCUGUACACACCUCAAUCUUACCUCCCAUGCCGACGUUGUUGUAGUGGCAGAACAAAGCGAAGGCGAUCGGAGGUGGGACUGAGCGCGGUGGCUGAACAGCCGUCUACGCGUGUCACUUACUACUACUACUACUACUACUACUACUACUACUACUACUACUACUACUACUACUACUACUACUACUACUACUACUCCUACUACUACUACUACUACUACUACUACUACUACUACUACUAUUUCUGUCGCCGCCACCACUGCUGUUACUACGAUCACUACUACUUAUGUCAUCCCCACAGUGGUAAAUACUAUUUUGUCUUCUUCCUCUUCCCCUCUCCUUCUCUCCUUCAUGCCACCCUUCUUCCCUUUCUGGCUUUCUGUCCGCUUUUGUUUUCCCCCCACACAAAUUUACUUCCAUCUCAUGUACCUGGCCGCAUUCAACGAAUCCUGGCCCUCAUAUACGGUGAGUGACCGAUUUCACGAAAUGUCGGCCGAAACUCCGAAAUGCGCUUUCGAUUAAGAAGGAUUACUUGUGAUACUGAUUCUCUUGCGGCAUAAUCCUAUAAUAUUUCGGACUUUGCAGGAGGUCAGCUAUUGAAUGCACUUCUUUUCCGUUUCCUGCAAAAAGCGUACUCGACAACAAGAUCUACUUAAGUAGCAGGCAUUUUUCCCAUUGAUUUUCAAUGGUCUUACAAAUUCAAAAAUAUUUUUUAAAAAGCAUUAACAAAAAUAUGCUUUAUUUCACUCGAUUGAUGGAGAAUUACAUAGCUUUAUAUUUCAUGCUCGUAGAGGGAGUAUAAUUAGGUUUUAGAAAGUUUUCUAAUUCCCGAAUAAUUUGGAGCCUGAUCGGCCGUUGCGUUAGCGCUAAGUGAUUUCAUUCUGCGAGGUGCAUGCGUUCUGGGAAGAAAGCAUCACAUAUUCUUCUAUAUCUUUAAAAAAAUAUCAUAUAGAGUCCAUAAAAUUUGCAAUGGAUGCGGAGCAGUGGUAAACAGGCAGGUACGAUGCUGCAUGAACGGAAAUCGUAUGGUCUCAGAAAAUCUCAUAAUCAGAGUUUCUUAAACUCUAGUUAUACCCCUUCCUUGAGCAUAAACUACAGAGAUGACGUGAUUCUCUAUCAAACGCGUAAAAAUGAUAUUAUUGUUAACGCUUUUUAUAAAAUAUAUUCCAAUUUUUAAGACCAUCGAAAGUCAAGUCGAAAAAUGCGUGCUGCUUAUGUAGUCCCUUUUUGUCGAGUACGGUUUACGCAGGAAAUGGAAAAGAAGUGUAUUCAAUAGCUGACAUUCUGCCAAUUCCGAAAAAUUAUAGGAUUAUGCCGCAAGAUAAUCAGUAUUACAACCUCGCAUAAGUAAUCUUUCCUAAUCGAAAGCGCAUUUCAGAGUGUUGGCCAAUAGUUCUUGAAAUCAGUUACUCACUGUAGGUGAGAAUUAGAUAAAAGUCACAGCGAGAAGGAGCCAUUUCAUCUCCACGCUCAAGUCUGAGAAUGACAAGGUUAUCCGUUAACUGGUCGCCUCCCUAGCCACGUCUGAUGUACCGAUGCAAUUUCAAGCUUAUCAGAUUUAUUAUAGUGAGGAGUGCGCUAACGCGCCGUGAGGGUAAGGUUCGCCAGCGUCGUCCUCACCUUCCUUCCCUUUUUCCAUGUGCCAGUCGGAUGUCUGGGCCUGUAAAGCAACUGGUGUUGAGAUUGGCCGCAAUGGCCGACGGGACGUGAAAGUUCGCGCCAGUGGCCUGACUGAUAUAGGUAAGGCAGUAGUUGUGGCCUCGCAUGGACCCAAGACAGGCUGAGAAAAGAUUGCCGUGGAAUGGUCUGGUACCUGAGGUAAAGGUGGAUAUGGUAACCACAGGCCAUGGGUUUACUACCACGUCUCACGGUAUUUGGAGGUCGUCACUCAUGCUGACGUACUGUUAUCUCCAAGGCUCCGUGCGAGGCGCAGUGUCCGGGCUUGGUUUUUGUCGUAGUGAUGGCAACUAUCUUUCACGCCCCCCGCCCCCCAUCCAAGGACGACGCCCGGAGGCUAACGACCAUUGCCACUGUCUUCAUCGUCCACCUUUUUAUCUUAGUCCCGCGUUUGCGUUUAUGUAGCUUUUAAAGUCAGUGGUUGCCUCCUAAAACGGCCCAUGCGGUAGAUGCGCUGGACCAGCAGGGGUUAGAUGGGAGUCCGGCAGGCGUCAUCGGGAAUGCCCAACCAUAACAAACGUCAACAUCGGGGUGUUGUUACACGCCCAGUUGCCGGUUCACUCUGCACCAAUUAGGGUUCUUGCCACCCCCCUUUCGGCUGAUAAGCCAGAAGUGACCAUUCCAGCCUCCCUUCCCUUUGUCGGUAAUGUUAUUCUGAGUGUGGGUUUACGCCGUGCCAGGUAUUCGCGUCCUCUGUCGCGUUUGGUGUUCUUGACUCCGCCUUGACGCCGGGUGCAGGUGAGGGAAGAGGAGAGGAUGAGGUAGAUGCUGCGCAAGCACGCUAUAAUUACAAAUUGAUUCAUGUGCAAGCCACCGUCCCUGUCCUCAUCCUACUGUAGAGCACACAGCGGAGAUAGUCAAAAUCGACGGCCGAACUGUCGAUUGUCAUGUUAAUGUCCGCGACUCCGUUUAUAUCUAAUUAACGAUCGUGGCAGUCAAGGAUUCUCAUCUUUAACGGGUACUAGUCCCUUCCACUACAGGGCGUAGGUAGGUAAUGCUAUUUUGGAAAAUGACUACCUUGAUAACCCUGACGACUGCCGAGUUGCACAACAGGUCACGAUUUUAGUUUAACUGCUGGACGAUCCCAAUUGGCUUGUGUCGCCCACGGGGUUUAAGCUCAUCAUCUCUACAGGAGCUUAAGAGCGGGGUGGGUCAAAAUUGGUGGGAUUAAUGCCCGAGGCGAGAUGAAUGGUGAGGAUACUUUACACAUGGAAUCGUAAUAAGGAGAACUUGCGCAUCACCAACAUCACUCUCCCUUCCUGGUCAUAUUGUCAUCCAGUAACAAGACCACAUCAUGGUAACUGUCAGAAUAUUCGUGUUUGGUGGUUCGCUUAGCGCUAGCCUAGGUUUACCUCUGUUCCACAGACCACUCUACACGCUCCUGAUGCUGCAGCUACUCCUAAUGCUUGUAUUGCGAGUACUAUUGCUGACUAUACCACUGGUACUUCCCAUACCUCUAUUAUCCUCACCGCUCCUAAAAAUUCUACAAAGGUCACUUUACAAUGGAGGUGCUAUCUCAUGAAGUGUUAAAUGAAAUUAUGAAAUAUUUUUUUCCAUUCGAUUAUGCUACUUAAGCAGGGUUAUAAUAUAAAUUACGGUGCAGUAUAAUCCUUAGAUAUUUCAGUCACGCCAGGACGUCGGCUUUCGAAUGAGCUUCUUUUCGGCCGUCUGCAAGAAACGUCUACUAAAGCAGCACGCGUUUUCCGCUCAUUUUCGAUGGCCCUUAUAAAUUCAAAUAUAUUGCACAGAAAAAAUUCACAGAAAUACUCCUUUUUGUAUUCAUUUGGUGGCAAUUUGAUUUAUCUUCAUACUUUCUACUUCAAGAGAGAGAGAGAGUAUCUUUCGGGUAAAGUUCAUAUAGAACUCAAAAGAUUGUGCGACGGAUGUGGAUCGCGUUGUAUACUUUAUGAGUAGCACUAAUAAACGUUCUGAUGCGAUACUGCAUAAGUUGACAUUUCACGUUCUCAAAAAAUUUCAUAAUCAGGAACCUUUAAAGACAAAAGAUACUCUCUCUUUCAGCGGACAAUUUAGAGAAGAUGCAGUUUGCUACCAAGGGAUUAAAAAGAAAAUAUUCUACGCAUGUUUUCUAUAAAGUAUAAUGGGCAUCGAAAAUCAAUGAGCAAAAUGCACACCACCUAGACAGUCAUUUUUUACAGGGCGCGGAUUUCGCAGACGGCCUAAAAGAGGCUCAUUCAGCAGCCGAUAUCCUGGCGUGGUUGAAAUGCUGAAAUGUCCGAAUCGAAAACAUAUUUCAGAAUUUCGGUUGACAUUUCACGAGUUUGCACAUCUACUGUCAGUACUUGUAGUACUUUCAGUCCACUGUUGGUAAUCCUGGUCCGUACACCAUUGUUACUGCCACUAGUGCGGUAAUGCUACAAUCAGUACUGUUGUCGUGUUACUACAACCAGUACUACUCAUGUUUUCAGUAAAUUAAAUAUUGCUGUUAUGUAUUCGGCCUUUUCUGUCAUCGCGUUUACCCUGAUAAUAGCAACACCCAUCAGUAUAACUACAGUAACCAUUGAUGUUUUUACUCUUUUUAUUACCUUUAACCACCCUAGAGCUAUAGCUACUACUGUUAGAACUGCUGAUAUUAAGAGCGUUUUUAUCGCUUUGGGUAAUAUUACCUCUGCUAUUAAUGCUAUUGCGUUCGCCAUCAAUGCUUCUAUUCAUAAUUCACUUACCAUAAAUAAUUAUAUGUAUAAUUUUGACCAGAACUGGUGCUGGAUUCUACCCAUUAAGGCUGCUGGUACUACCACCGUUAAGGGUUCCGUCACUAUAUACAAAUCGCAGCUUUGCGACCUCAGCGUCAAUAAUGCUUCCGGAGGCUCUACUGUUUUACACUUUAGGAUAUUACUACCCACUUGAGCUCUUUUCUCACGGGCCCGGAUCCGUCCACUCAAACUCUCUGGCCACCCCCACCAACAUAGUAAUCUCUGGACGGACAAAGUAGCAAUAGAGUGCACAUCCGCCUUGCGAUACCGACGUUGCUUCCGGCCUAAUAAUGCCGUCCGCGCGGACGCAGCAUACUCUCUAGUAGGCGGAGAGGUUGAAAGUUGAUGUCAGGAAACUUUUUGCUUCUAGAAACUAGACUACGCCCUGGGCCUGUAAAUCUUCCGCGGACUCCACAACAGGCGGAUAAAACCACCGGCAGCGGCGAAAGUCUGACUUCUUGAGGUUUUGACCAUAAUAAAUUAUUUGUGAUCAGUUCUCAUCUGACACAGAGGAUGCGUUUCCCCGAAGCAAGGAGCUGCAUAAGUAAGAAUUUGCCGGAGUCGUCACCGCCACCGUUGUGGUUAGGAUCGGGCUCGAUCGCAUUACGUCUGCCAGUAGCAAGCGGACAGAAGAGAUCGAGCAAGAUCUUAAUCACAAUAGUGAGGGUGACGCGUUUAUUUUACAGGCUUAUAUGCCUCACUUCAUAAAGCCUAUGGCAUACUGGUGAUUGGCAACGACCGUGAAACAGUUGUCUGCGUCUGGCCUGUUGGACUCUUAGUGAACUGUCGACGUAUUAUUGCGCUCUAAGUGUACGUGUAGCACUCUGAUUGGUUGAUCCAGUGCUCACUGAACUAGUGACCAAUCUCGGGCAGUUUUAAGGUUGUGCGCGGAAACAUGAACACCCUCUUAUUACAAAUGGCUUUGCCCUAAAUUCCAAGGUGGUACUUAAAGUUAUACUUAGAGUUGUUAUAAGGGUUGAGAGGUUUGGGUUUGGGCGGGGUUAGGGUUGCAGUUAGAAGACGGGAAUAGGAAUUCUAUCCUGGAAUUUAGCGCGAGACAGAGGACCAUAUUCCCACUUCCAACUGGUUUUAAUUACCUAAAAUGAAUUUCUUCCCUCUCCAAAUUAGAUUAAAGCUCGAUUCGGAAAGGUCGUAGUUGGUAGCCAGGCAUUACACGGUAAUACUGUCGACGUACGUACUUGUUAUUCGUAGGUGUGCUUACCUUGCUUAGGGCACUUGUUAGCAGUAGGUGUGCUCUUACUGAGCUAGGCAGGUCGCCCGUUUCGGUCAGGCUCUUGGGUUUAGUGAGGGUUAGGGUUAGGCGUAGGUUAAGUUUUACGAUUAGGGUUUGCGUUUUAGGGUCAGGUUUCAUUGUUAGGGUUUAGGUUCACGUUAGGGUUGUCGUGACCAGGCGGUGCGUAUAUGGUCUGUGUGCUACCGUCACCGGGUCAGAUGCCAAGUUGAAGGAAGACGGCUGAAGGGACCGGAAUGAGGGGUUUGUUGUGCACAGAACCCAGAGUUGUCCUCUCAGGCGACAGUGGCCACUGGCGAAGCCAGGACUGGUGUUGACUGCGUCCAGUCAGGCCUGAGAGUCCCUGAGAUAGUGGUGGCAGCCGUUUUUGUAGGCUCGUGGGCCAAGCUCAAGUGGUGUCCCAGUGGCUUGUUUUGCUGGUUGCAGGAGGUGGCGCGUUCAAGUGGCCGCAUGGGCAGCUGCGACUGCGCCGACGCAGGUAUGCCCGAGCUGUUGAUCGUGUGACUUCAGGUCAGCUCGUCUGGGACGGCUCGCUGCAAGGGGUAAAUAACCUUGAGGCAGCGAGGUCUUGAAAAAUGACGCCAGACCGGCCAUGGUGGCUGGCCACUACAGGGUUACGGCUAAGGUUAAGUUUAGGGUUAAAGUUAUGCUUAAGGUUAGGGUUAAGAUUAGGGUUAGGGUUAAGGUUAGGGUUAGGGUCAAGUUUAGGGUUAGGGUCAUGGCUAGGUUUUGGGUUAGCGUUGGGUUUUAGGAUUUUGGUUACGUUUCGGUUUUGAGGCUUAGGGUUGGGCUUUACGGUUGCGUUCAGGAUUGGAUUUUAGGGUUAAACGUAGGGUUUAGAUUUCUGCCAUUAUUCUACCCACUUAAACCUUCCCUGGUAAGUAUUCUUUUACCCGCACAUUUUACCAUUCCUCUACCGGCCCUUCCACUUACCCCAACGAUAUAACCCCAUUUCCCACCAUUCCCGUACGACAGGGACCUUGUUGUCCAUCUCUCCAUUCCUUGCUACCAACUGCGAUCUAACCCUCGAUUCUAGGUUAAGAACCAUCUUGGAAUGACAGUGUUUCCUGAAUUCCCUACAACCUUUUGAAUCAAUACUUUUGACACUACGCAGUUCCGUAUUUUGCACAAUGUCGAAAAUGUCUUAUCACACAGAGAACAAGUGAAUCGAAAACGUGAACUUUUGCCUGUCAACGUAUUUUCACUUAUCACAAAAUGCAGUCGAGCAAUACACGCCAAAAAGCAGUUGACCGCAUCGAGUAUUUUGCCAGGCUUUUUAUGCAGGAAUCAUAAUUGCCUCUAUCCAACUUGUGUUACAGCGCCAAGCGGAAGUAAGAUGGGGAAUAUGAUUGAAUUACUUAAAGCUGAUAUAAAACGAGGUGACACUUAAUCUAGUUAGAAGACACCGGUUAAUUAACUUAGCCCAAGAUCUCUAGAGUCGAGGAUUUACGAUCUCUCCAAUUCAUAAGAGUGAAGAUUUUCCCUUUGGUUUUCGUGGGUUGGAGUGUGUUUCGAAGACUCCCGUGGUUCAUUCAAGCGGAACUGACUUAGGUAGUGGCAAGUGAUUGUAUAUGGCGUGGGAGAACACAAUCAAUCGAUUGCUCUCAUACCGGAAAAAAUCCAUGCAAUCUGCCCUUGUCUUAAAACUGCCACACACCGGGCUGCAUGAAAAGCUAAGUGUUACCGUACUUCUUCCCCGCAGAUUUGGCUGUGUCGGUGGCGUACUACGUGUGGAUGCGGGUCGUCGCUGCUCCACCGGUGACGGCAAGUUCUUCUUCCGCUGUUCGCCCACCAAGGGUCAGCCAGUGGACGCCCUUGGAGCUCAGAUCCGACAGCUUGCUCUGGAGGCCAAGCAACGCCUUCGUCAAGAGCAGGCCGCCAAGGGACAGGCUGCUUUCACCAAGACGGUGCCCAACGGUUUUACCACAGCCAUCGACUAUCCUGGCGUCGGCGCCAGCUCACGACCUCCGCCAAUUCCGCCCAAAUCCACUCACGACGUCGUUGGGAAUGAAAAAUGGAGGCGGACGAGUUCAACUUCUCGGCCCGUUCUCCCACCGUCACCAUUACCACAACUCCCUGCCGAUGUUGUCAAGACGGAGAGUGCUGAUUUUCGGGUGAAUCAGGGUUCAUCGGGUCGUUCAACCCCAGCGGCCGUAUCCGAUCGUGUCCAGGAGACCGAGAUUGAGGCGGUGGGGAAUGAUGGGCGCCUAGAGUCAACCGAGGGACAGACAAAGUGUGGAACUACUGGAGCUGUGGAAACAUCGGAGAAGAAAAUGCAAGCGGAGGCGGAUCCCGGGGGUGUGUUCAUUGCGUCUCCGGGAAAAGCCGUAAGUUGGUGUUUACUGAUUGUGCGACGAAGUUUAUCUAGGUCAAGUAUAGCCCUCUUCGCAUGGAGAGUGGGUAGAAUAACUUUAUGAGCUAGUCUUUAUUAUUUGUAAACUCGUAAAAAUAAUGUCGGAAGAGCAUUUGCGUGAUGCAUUAUUAUCAUCAGUGGAAAGUCCAAUCAUUUCCCACAGCCGGAUGCCGGCUUUCGAACGAGCUUGUUUUCGGCUGCAUGCAACAACCAUACUCUGUAACAAUGACUACUUAAGUAGCAUCCAUUUUUCUCGUCAAUUUUCCAUGACCUUAAAAAUUCAAUUAUAUUUCAUUGAAAACAUGCGCGAAAUAUUCAUCCUCUCGUUCAUUUGGUAGAAAAUUACCUCUUCUUAUUUUAUACUCGAAGGAAGGGCAUGAUUUAGUUUUAAAAACUUCCUAAUUGUGAGAUCUUUUAAUACCGUGAAAUGGCCCUCAUGUAAGAGAACUUAAUCAUUUAUAUCGAUCGUUGCGUCCAGAACCCCGAGCCAUAUUAAUUGAGGAUGGCGUUUAUAUUUACAAUCUUAAUUCUUAGAGAAAUCAAAGGUGAAAAUGCAUCAUAAACAACUGGCAUUCAAAUCUUAUUAAAGACUGAGCUAUAAUUUUCAAACGAAAAAGGGCUUGUGACAAUACAGUCGAAAAAAGAGAUGAUCACACCUGUCUGGGAAAGCUCUUGUAUUGUGAUUUCACCGAAACUUUCAGCCACAUCUCCUUCUCAUCGUUUCUCACUCGUGACUUUUACACUUGCUCUGACAAAAUAUCGCUGUGACAAUUUGGUUUAGGUUUUGCUGUUUCCACGCCCUGUUCGAGUCGGUGAGUCCAUGAACGACAGAAAACAGUUUUUUCGUUAACUUACGUUGAAGCAUAAAAAAGGCUAGCUACUGGUGGUCUCGGCGAACACCCUUAUCUGUUUGCGUUCCCAAACAUGCCAAUCUGCAUUAGCAAAUGGCGGAACGAGUGCUGUAAUCACAGCACCACCCUUGGUUGGUAUACAGUUUAAAAUGGCUACUAACUUUUAUGAGUAGGCGUUGUAUAUUUUUAUGAAUAUAAUGUAUUCAUCGGCAGACUAUGGAGACCAACGCUGAUGCCUCUGCUAACGAUCAAUGCCAGGCCGGUCUCUACGACAACGUUGCGCCGCCGGAACUCCCCGCCCCUGGAGCCAAUUUUGUUAGCGACUUUGACGCAACCCUGCCCUCGAGGCAACGCUCCUCCCGUGACCCCCGUAUAAGGACCUCACAGUCGGGGACCCCAAGUCAGUCUACGGCAGCAUACCUGAAAGACAAUGCAGAGCCAGGUCUCAAAGCCUCCUCCACAUAUGGGGGAAAUUUUACGCAUCCAGCAUCUGUGGCGUCAAUGCCCGCGACGACUUUAGUGAGUUUUCGUUCUGCCAGCACAGACCGCGUGCAAAACGGGUCUAGUCUUGGAGGCAGAAUCAACGACGGGGUAGGGACAGGCUCGUCACGCGAAUUCGGCUCCCCUACCUCCCCGAAAAUUGGGGGUUUCUUUCCCCUGCGACCCGGAAGCUUGGCUGCUCGACGCAUAGGUGAGUUGAAUUACCUCUUUAGUAAGCACAAAUUUGCGUCGGAUUAAGUCAAUCAAGCUUAUCAACACGGCUUCAGGCCUAAUGUAAAAGUAAACUGUGCCACUUAUGACAGUAAGCAGAGGCCUACAACUCAUAAUGGAUAAGUAGUCAGAGGUUGCAGUUUCAGGCCAGGUUUCUUUCUUCUUCCUCUUCUUCUUCUUCUUCUUCUUCUUCUUCUUCUUCUCGCCUUCUCGAUUACUGAGCCGUGGCUGAUUUUUGAUCCACUCUAUUUUUCCCAGAAAAUGCGAAAAAUGGCAUCGCAACUAAUGGCGUCAAUACGAAUGCCAGCGACCGUCAAUUCGGCUACGAUCUAUCAACGCCUAUAUCACCGACUGACUCCUCGGCCGGGUCCUCUUUCUCGGGGACACCCAACCAACCCAUACAACCAUCAGGCCUUGGGGGAUCAGAACGCGCCAAUUCAGAAUUACGGCGCAUCUCCUUCACAAGUGAGCUCUCCAGUGUCAAUCUGAAGGGCCUGGAUGACGUGCUACAGGAGUUGCGCGAUGCCAACGCAAAUGUGACGGCCGCAGUGCAAGCGGCCGCGCGCAAUCGACGCUAUCAAGGCUUCGCGUCCUCCAGCAGUGCCAGCCAGUCACCGCCGUCGCGGAAUACCCUACCGACGACCUUGUGGACGCCAAUGAAACGCGAGAGCUAG